AUGACAAAGAAACUGGACGGAGAAAACAUCAAGAAAGCAGGGUAUACAAGGAUACCUCUCUAUAUACAAGACUUAGACGCCAUCACAACCCAAGAGGACGUAAAAACGGCCAUUGAAGAAAUAAUAGAAGGAGGAGAAAUAGAGGUAAAGUCGCUCAGAGAAACAAUAGGAGGCAGACAAACAGCAUUGAUAUUAGUAGAUGAAGAAAAGGCCCAAAAAAUUCUAAGAGAAGGUCAUGUAAAAGUAGGAUGGACCAGCUGUAGGGUCAGAGAGAGGAUUGCCUUUGAGAAAUGUUACAAGUGUUGGGGAAUAGGUCACAAGGCCUUGAAUUGCAAGGGUCCAGAUAGGAGUGAUAGAUGUAAAAAAUGCGGAGAAGAAGGCCACUACAUGCGAGAUUGUGAAAACCACAUUCCGUACUGUUGGACAUGUGAAGAACAAGGCCAUACAAGCAACAGGUGUCCCAGAUACCAGAGAGCACUCCGCCAGGAGAUCAGGAAGGUGAAUUCACAUUUUAUAAGAUGAUGGGGGGUUCGCCCCUCCAAAAAAUACUAAACUUGCUUCAGAAGGACAGAAGUACACAUACUUUCAUA
This is a messenger RNA of Psylliodes chrysocephalus, 590 nucleotides long. Lineage: Eukaryota; Metazoa; Arthropoda; Insecta; Coleoptera; Chrysomelidae. The record is from the annotation of a GenBank genome assembly.